This is a messenger RNA of Scaptodrosophila lebanonensis, 3734 nucleotides long. RefSeq names its product homeobox protein prospero. Bases 306 to 3230 code for a protein of 974 amino acids. The transcript has 5 exons. NCBI's taxonomy places the organism in Eukaryota, Metazoa, Arthropoda, Insecta, Diptera, Drosophilidae. The record is from RefSeq and is a predicted model, not a curated record.
AUCUGCGGUUCGUGUCGGUCGGGUUGCGCGCAGAAUUCACGAGCCACGGCGCACGCAUAAACUGAGCCGCUGCAGCAGCUCCAAAAGCCAGCAUUUGCUAGCUUCGUGCAAAACAUUGAGUCUUAACAUAUUUACCAAAACAAAAACCAAAUCGCGAAGAAAGCCAACAAAUUAAAAAAGCAAGUAAUAAAGGAAAAAAGGCAAUACUUUAUGUAAUUCUACAAUUGAUUUCCAUAUCAACGGAUUUCAUUUAAUUACUGAGCCUGCGGCCUCCACACAAAUAGGCGCCUUUGUAUUGAGGUGCCAUGCCCAUUUGCAAAAACUCGCCUACAACGGCGAGCAAUAAGACGGCCGCAGAUAUAUCCGCCGAUCAUGUAACCGAGGCGGCUCAGGUCAAGCGUCAACGCGAGCAAGCCUAUUUCAAUUCUUACGAUUUCGAUGCAAUCGAAGUGCUGCCCUACGACGAGGACGAUGAGGAACCAGCCGGAAGCAAUGGAAAUGCAAAAGUCAAUAGGGGGAAGCAUCAAGUGGCCCCCUCCUCGCUAUGUGACUCCGCCAGUUCCAGCGCACGUGAAGAGGAUGAUCGCUGCAGCAGUCGGAGCAGCAGUGGUCGCUCCUACUUGCAACAUCGCAUUGUUGCUGGCAAUCAAAAGUUUUCAUACUUGCAUCGUUUGGGCGCCUUCUUCACCGGUAGCCACAGUCAGCAUCACCACCCCCGUCAGCAGCAGCUGAGCGAACGUGCCUUGCCUCCUGUCCCUACUCCUGUUGCGACACCUGUGGGUGCGGCUUUGGCUGCGACGCCAACAAUGGAGCAACGCACCGAUAACUUUUUAUUGCCACGCGCCAUGCUCAAGUAUCAAAGUGUUGGUCAGAGCGCAACUUCAAUGCCAUCGAGUGGCUUGAACAGCAACAGUAACAAUAACAAUAACAACAGUGGAAGUGGCAGUGGCAGUGGCAGCGGUCAGCUGCCGGUGAUGUCCAAUGCGAGCAAAUCGCACGACUGCCCAAAUGGCCAUGACAGUCAGACGGGUUUCUCAAACGAAAUCAAGCCGGGCGCAAUAUUGGCAGCGGCAUCUGCAAAUGUUGCAGCAACGGCGGCCGCAGUGGCAAUCCCGAGUGCAGUUACUGCCGCUGCUGGCGCGACAGCAAAAAUGGUGCCGCCGCCCCGCAACAAGAAACGCUCGAUUGCUUCCACUAGCAGCAGCACGCACACCAUCACCGACUCGGGACUCGGUAAUGAAAGAGCAACAGCUGCCCCAACGGCAGCGGCAAAUGCGCAUGUGGCACGUCUAAGCUCCUCGCAUCAGUCACACUAUUCCACCGAAAAAAGCGGUUCGUCCGGUUACUAUAGCUCCAAUGUGUGCUCCACAUACUCGCUGGAUGAGCACAUCUAUUGCGAACCGGUCAUAGACAUCCUGGAUGCCAGCGAGAAGAGUAAAAGUGUGCUGGGGUCCAAGGUGCGACCACAGCUGCAGCUGCCAACGAAAGCGACAACAUCGGCCACGGCAGCGGCAGCGGCAGCGGCAACGACAACGGCAGCAACAACGAUUAGUCAGCGAGUGGAUAUGUGCAGUCAUGGUAGUCAGCUUGAGGCCGCUGCUGAUGCCGAGGCUGAUGACGAUGACGCGGACGCGAACGCCGAUGGCACCAACCACAACAAGUCUCGUGGGAAGCUGGAGCAGCAAUCGCAACCCCGCUACAGCGACAAGCUGCGCAUUUUGGAGAACAGCAUUGAGAAUUUGGACAGGCAUCUGAAAUCCUUUCCCUGCCUCUACGCACAGGAACAAAUUACGGAUUUUGUGCAAAGUACAGCCGCGCCUACGGCCGCACAGUCGUUGAGCAUUGGAGAAAAGCUGCGCUCCUAUAACCAGUUGCCCACCAUCAUGGAAGGCUUUGCUACGCAACAAAAGCAGCAGCAGCAGCGACGGCACAGCUGGCAGGAAGACAUGGUGGAUGAUUCGCUGCUGGACAUCGAUCUGGAUGCCUUUCUGUUGGCCAACGAGCGACGCGCCAGCAAAAGACGCUCCUCGAAAAGGAGCACCAAGGGGGGCCUGGAUAAUCCCAGCUUCCUGACCGACGAGCAGGUCGAGGAAAACAAUUACAAAUGUGCCAAAUACAUAAAUUCUUGUCCCGACGAUGCCUAUCGCGUUGAGAGUGACAUUGGGGCCAAGGACGCCGAUGUCGAGAGAAUGAAUGUACCCGAGGAGCAGCCCUACGGCAAGCGGUAUGAGGAUCAGCUGCAUUUCCAAAACACCCGCGAGCUUCUUGAGGAUGUUCGUGAUAAAAUACGCCUGCUGUCACGCUCACGAACUGACCUGCACGACGAACGCUCCUCAGGCAGCUCUAGCUCUGGCUCCGAAAUACCCAAGGAACUGGAGUGCAUGAUACAGACUCUGAAGCAGGAGCUGGAGUCCUACUUGCAGCGCAUGAAUCAGCACAGCGAGCUCGAGAUUCGACAGCUUUGUAGUGGACUGGGGAAGAAUCAACAUGUUGUCAAAAUUCAAAAUGCUUUCGAGCGCCGUCGCAACUCCUUCAACCUGGGCACACUGACGACCAUGCACGUGAAUUCCUAUGAAUCGGUACACGAUGGUGUGGCCAUGUCUACGAACGGCGGGCCGGUGAGCCUGCGUGAGCAAAUCACGACCAUACGAUGUUCAAGCGAUAACAAUUUCAAAAUGAAACGGAAGUCCAUAACAGAGGUGUUUCCCGCAGCCGAAUGCUACAUUGAAUCCGAGCCAACUUCGAGAAGCGUGUCACGUAAUGCCACGCCCACAACACAUCUAAGUGUACCGCCUACCGUAGCAUUGACGCAGAUGCAACGCAACUUGUCCUUUCACAAGCCGGUGCUAUCUCACGAGAGGGAAGACAGGAGCAAACAGGAGCGAGACAGCGCCUCCGAGUGGCAUCGCAAGAAGCCCAGCAUCUGGGAGAUGUACUACGGCACUAAUCGACUGCAUCAGUCCUUGCUGGGAAAGCAACGCAAUGGAGAACUUGUCAUAUCCAGCACGCAGCCCACAUUGUCUUAUCCUUCAUCACGACCCGAAUCGGAUUUUACUCUCGAUCUGCCGCGUGCCGAACAGUUACGUCUAAAAAUGGAAAAGGAGAAGAAGUUCCGCCAAAGAUGUCGCUUCAUCACCACAUUUCUAAGUCUGGUAUUUUUUCUAUUAACCGUAAUGGUUGUAAGUUUGGUAUUAACGCGAGGCAAACGUAUGUUUGGCAGCAUGAUUUAGACUAGGAACAUAAUUGUUAUAUCUACAUGUACGCCCUAGUUAUAGAAUUAAUUCCCAAAUAAUUUAGCUAGCACUGGUAUCUACUUAUAUUUAGAAUUGCAUAUGGAUUGAAACAGUGCCGUAGUAACUCAUAGAAAGAACAACGAAUGUCGUUAACUAAUUAAACACGAACAUAUACCAUACAAAAGGAAUAAUAAUUUGUUAGCUCUAUACACACUAUGAUACACUUUAGUUUUAUAUACUUGGUCCGAAUCUGCAUGAACAGCAGUACUGUAAUUAAAUUAUUUUUUGUGAUGUUAGCUCUUAAGUCGUAAGUGCAUUUCAAUUGCAAGUAGCAGGCUAUUAACGCUUUUUUCUGUGCGCUCAAACUAGCAUUUGUCAUAUUGUGGAAACAACUGAAAGUGUGCGUGUACUAUAUGGAAUGUAUUGUAUUGUAUAAUUAUGGUAGUUCUUCUGUAAAUAAGCGAAAUGUGUGUAUAUAUAAUAAAGUAACAAACAAAUCGA